AUGUCGUCUGGAAUCUUGAAAGUUAAGGAGACACAGGUGGUCGACGGCAAUGGCACGCCUGUCAUACUACGGGGCGCUGCAAUAGGAGGAUGGCUCAAUAUGGAGAACUUCAUCACGGGCUACCCGGGCCACGAGUCCAGCAUUCGUGCUGCCAUGCUCAAGGUCAUGGGACAGGAGAACUACGAAUACUUCUUCGACCGAUGGCUGUACUACUUCUUCACGGAGGCCGAUGCCAAAUUCUUCAAGUCGCUGGGUUUGAACUGCAUCCGCAUUCCGUUCAACUACCGGCACUUCGAAGACGACAUGAAUCCUCGCGUGCUCAAGGAGAGCGGUUUCAAGCACCUGGACCGCGUGAUCGAUCUCUGCGCCAAAGAAGGCAUCUACACCAUCCUCGACAUGCACACCGUCCCCGGCGGCCAGAGUCCGGGCUGGCACGCCGACAACACCACCGCCUACGCCGCGUUCUGGGACUACAAAGACCACCAAGACCGGACGGUCUGGCUCUGGGAGCAGCUCGCGCGGCGAUACAAAGACAACCCGUGGAUCGCCGGGUACAACCCCAUCAACGAACCCUGCGACCCGCAGCAUGUCCGCCUCCCGGCCUUCUACGCCCGUCUAGAAAAGGCCAUCCGCGCGAUCGACCCAGACCACAUCCUCUGGCUGGACGGCAACACCUUCGCCGCCGAGUGGAAAGGCUUCGACGCCGUCCUGCCGAAUUCCGUCUACGCCCUGCACGACUACAGCAUGAUGGGUUUUCCCACGGGCCGCCCUUAUAAGGGGACCGCCGAGCAAAAGGAGAGGCUCGAGGCGCAGUUCCUGCGGAAAUCCGAGUUCCAACGCGCGAGGAAGACGGCGAUAUGGAACGGCGAGUUUGGCCCGGUGUACGCGAAUCCGAAAUGGGACGAGAACGCCGAGGCGAUCAACCAGGACCGGUACGAGUUGCUCGGCGAGCAACUGCGCAUCUACGACCGCUUCCAGAUCCCUUGGUCGAUAUGGCUGUUCAAGGACGUCGGGCUGCAGGGCAUGGUGUACACCUCGCCCGACUCGGCGUGGAACAGGCUCAUCGAGCCGAUUCUUGAGAAGAAGAAACGCCUCCAACUCGACGCGUGGGGCAAGUACCCUUCCAAAGAGGUCGAGGAUGUCAUGAACCCCCUGAUCCAGUGGAUCGAUGAGGUCUCCCCAACCGCGAAGAACGUGUACCCGUCGACGUGGAACACGGCACGCCAUGUUGAACGCGCCGUCCUGCAGACCUUCCUCGCCGAGACGUUCUGCGAGGAGUUCGCAGAGCUGUUCCGAGGAAAGGGUGAGGCCGAGCUGGAGGAAUUGGCCAAGAGCUUCAGCUUCGAGAACUGUGUCCAACGCCAGGGGCUGAAUAAGAUCAUGUCCGAUUACGCUUCGAUAGCCUCGAAGUCGUAG
Molecule: messenger RNA, 1416 nt
Organism: Exophiala spinifera
Lineage: Eukaryota; Fungi; Ascomycota; Eurotiomycetes; Chaetothyriales; Herpotrichiellaceae
Exons: 2
Coding region: 1-1416 (471 amino acids)
Biological process (GO): glucan catabolic process
Cellular component (GO): extracellular region; cell surface
Molecular function (GO): beta-glucosidase activity
Source: RefSeq, a predicted model, not a curated record